This is a messenger RNA of Zymoseptoria tritici IPO323, 936 nucleotides long. RefSeq lists its product as uncharacterized. The record is from RefSeq and is a predicted model, not a curated record. NCBI's taxonomy places the organism in Eukaryota, Fungi, Ascomycota, Dothideomycetes, Mycosphaerellales, Mycosphaerellaceae. Gene Ontology annotation, molecular function: protein-malonyllysine demalonylase activity; NAD+ binding; protein-succinyllysine desuccinylase activity. Bases 1 to 936 code for a protein of 311 amino acids. The transcript has 3 exons.
AUGACUUCCCCAAGACCAUCCAACGACAUUGAAGACUUUCAUGCUUUGCUGUCACGAUCGAAACGAGUGCUCUCUCUUCUCGGCGCUGGGCUUUCAGCUUCUUCGGGACUCCCAACAUUCCGCGGCGCAGGAGGAUUAUGGCGCUCCCACGACAGCAUGUCUCUUGCCACACCACAGGCCUUCGCCGCUGAUCCCGCGCUGGUAUGGAGGUUCUACAGUUACCGCCGUCACAUGGCUCUCACAGUCCGCCCUAAUCCAGCACACUACGCCCUGGCGGCCCUCGCUCGCAAACUACCCGGCUUCGUAACCCUAAGCCAGAAUGUCGACGGUCUCAGUCCGCGCGCAGAACACCCGAAAGACCAACUCAAACUCUUACAUGGAAGUCUGUUUGAAGUCAAGUGCAAUGACUCGAGAUGCGGCUACGUGGAAGAGAACUACACUGACCCCAUCGUGCCCGCCCUGGACCUUCCCGAUGGCAAAGAUAUCACCUCCGAUGAGUACAGAACGAUGGGAGGCAAGGUCGAUAUCAGUGAUCCGCAAGUGCAGCUGGCGCAGAUUUCAAGGGAGGAUCUCCCCACUUGCCCACAGUGUCGAAGGGCGCUACUGAGGCCGGGUGUGGUGUGGUUCGGUGAGGCGCUUCCGGACGAUGUCGUUGACAGUGUGUACGCGUACCUCGACGAGCCGGAGAAGGUCGAUUUGAUUAUGGUCAUCGGGACGGGAGCCAAGGUCUAUCCCGCUGCGGGGUACAUUGAGGAGGCGAGGGAGAAGGGUGCGAAGGUUUGCGUGGUGAAUAUGGAUGCGAAUGAUGCGCCGCCGGGAGGAUGGGCAGAGGGAGACUUCUUCUUCCAGGGCGAUGCGGCCACGAUUGUACCAGAGCUGCUGCGGCCGAUUAUUGGGGAGGUGAAAGUGCCUGAGCAGGAGAAGGCCAAGGUGUAG